UCAGAGCUCUUCUGCCCACCCGACCAAAGAUGACGCCAGAUUUAUCACAGCCAUAAACCUCAUUACAGCUCAGUUGUGUGUCUUUCAAACACUUGUUGGUUGAAGUUGUCAGGAGAGUAUCUGGUGAAGUGAGAGGAGGAGGUGAGAGCGCAUGGACUGAAGUGAAAUGGACCCUGGUGUUUGUGCUCUUGAGUUGUCGGGUGUUUUCAUCUCACUGGGAGCUUGGUUCUGUUCACUGAUUACCACCAUGAUGUCUCAAUGGCUCACGCUCUCCACAGAACUGCUGCCCACCGAGAGCUUCGAGCUGGGACUCUGGGAAACGUGUGUGGUUCAGGAACUGGGAGUCACGCAGUGCAGGCCGUACGACAGCCUGUUGGGUCUCCCUUCGGACAUCCGUCUGGCCAGAAUCCUCAUGUGUACAGCGGUGGUGGCCGGUCUUGUUGGACUGAUGUUUGCUGUUCCUGGCAUCUACCUGGUGAACAGCUGCAAACAGGCAGAGACCCUCGAAGGCAAACGGACCCUGAAAAUGCUCGGUGGAAUCUUAAGCUUCAUCGCAGGAGUGCUCGGACUCGUGCCCGUAUCGUACGUCGCUCACCUGACGGUUCUGCGCUUCUUUGAUGAAAGCGUGCCCAGUGUAGUUCCACGCUGGGAGUUUGGGAAUGCGCUCUUCUUUGGUUGGACUGCAGGGUGUUUGCAUGUAUUCGCUGGUUUCCUGCUGGUCACCUCCUGUGUAUAUUUACAAGGUGAACCAUGCCCGCUUCUUUCAUCCAUAGGGCUUCAUCGAGCAGAUCUCAUGAAUUCACAACACUCUUCACACAGGACGACAGAGUAUGUUUGAUGGACCUUUUCUCUGGUUGGUUAAACACACAUUACAACACUGUUUGACUUAAGCUAAUGUCUUGUUGCAUCAUUUUGCUGAUCAAUGAAGUUCUUUUAUAUUGAUCAGAUCUGAAAAUGAAUUUGAUGCUGCUAUCUCCUGCUUAGAUUUAUUUUUGAUGAUAUAAUGUAGAUUACAAAUCAUGUUUGCAUUCUUGCUUUGGUUUUGAGAAUCAUUUUCAUUUAUACAGUAUAUUUUUCUGCGGUUCUAAUGAUGUUCUUCAUGUUCUACUAAUUAUAAAAAAUACACAAACUUUCUAAGAAAGUGCAACAGACUUUUAAAGCAACUCAAUUAUUUUUAAUAAAGACAAUUUCAUGCUAAUUAUCCAAAUAUUACUCUGAUAUUCUGAACUAUUUUUAUUUAAUAAAAUGGUCAGAGAGAAUUGUAUAUUAUUGUAAAUGUAUUCAGAUAUGUUGAAGCAAUGCACCA
Paramisgurnus dabryanus is the source of this 1306-nucleotide messenger RNA. Its product is annotated as putative claudin-24. The record is from RefSeq and is a predicted model, not a curated record. Gene Ontology annotation, cellular component: membrane; bicellular tight junction. Gene Ontology annotation, molecular function: structural molecule activity. Lineage: Eukaryota; Metazoa; Chordata; Actinopteri; Cypriniformes; Cobitidae.